Molecule: messenger RNA, 765 nt
Organism: Striga asiatica
Lineage: Eukaryota; Viridiplantae; Streptophyta; Magnoliopsida; Lamiales; Orobanchaceae
Source: the annotation of a GenBank genome assembly
AUGAAACGAAGCAAUGGAGAUGGAGUGAACUUUAGUAAUGUGCAUGUGCCGGAGGUGGUGGGGUCUUUUAAAUAUAGGGGGGAGGUGGAGAUGGUGAUGGUGGUGGAGGAGACUUAUAAACAUGCGGAGGUGGCGGUGAUGGUGAAGGAGGAGGUGGUGACUUAUAAAUAUAAGGAGGUGGAGAAGGAGAUUUUGAUGGAGGUGGUGGAGACAUAUGGAGGGGAAGGAGAUUUUAGUGGAGGUGGUGGAGACUUGAAGAUAUAUGGUGGUGGUGGGGAUGGUGAAGGUGGUGGUGGUGAUUUAUAUAUAAAAGGAGGAGGAGGAGAUUUUGCUGGAGGCGGNACUUAUCAAUAUAAGGUGGUGGAGGAGGAGAUUUCAGUGGAGGUGGUGGAGACUUAUAUACGUAUGGAGGUGGUGGUGAAGGUGACGGUGGAGGAGCAGGAGAUUUCAGUGGAGGUGGUGGAGACUUAUAGACGUACAGAGGUGAUGGUGGAGGAGGAGGAGAUUUCAGUUCAGGUGGUGGAAACUUAUCUACGUACGGUGGUGGUGGUGAAGGUGACGGUGGAGGAGGUGAAGAUUUCAGUAGAGGUGGUGGAGACUUAUAAACGUACGGAGGUGGUGGUGAAGGUGACGGUGGAGGAGGAGGAGAUUUCAGUGGAGGUGGUGGAGACUUAUAGACGUACGGAGGUGGUGGUGAAGGUGACGGUGGAGGAGGAGAUUUGUACAUAUAUGGAGGUGGCGGAGAUGGCGAAGGCGGAGGUAUAA